GAAUAGUCUCUCAAAAAGAAGAACCGCCCAAGCUCACCUACCAGCUGGUCAGCACUAAUAAAGAAGGCACCAUCCUCCUGGCUUCCUCUGCUCGCCCCUCCCAAAAGGUAGCAGAAGGGGGAGACUAGGAGGCACCGAGGCAGUCCACACUCGACAGAGAAGAGAGAUGGCGAUGCGGAUGGCGGCGGCUGCGGCGGUCGCGGCGGUGUUGUGCGUGCUGGCGCCCCCCGCGGCGGCGCAGACGACGAAGACGCCGGACUGUGCGGCGAAGCUGACGCCGUGUGCGCCGUACAUAAACACGACGGGGACGCCGCCGGAGGCCUGCUGCGGGUCGAUCAAGGACGCCGUCCAGAACGACCUCCAGUGCCUCUGCGGGCUCUACGCCUCGCCGGAGAUCUUCAAGGCCUUCAACAUCAACGUCACCCAAGCCCUCGGCGUCUCCAAGCGCUGCGGCCUCGCCGACACCACCGAAGCCUGCAAGAGUCCUCCUCCAUCAGGUGGUGGAAGCAACACUCUGUCAUUCGGUUUCCCAGGAUUGAUGAGCUUGUUCCUAGCUUUGUGGUCUGUGUUGGCAUAAGAUCCAUCACGCUAUUACUAGAUUACCUUUGUUUGAUCCCGCAGUAGAUGAUUUACUACAACGUUCUGAGAUGGUGAUGCUAUGGCUGUGCAUCGAUACAAUCAGCAUUUGUUUUUGCUGUGUAUUCAUAUAGUCCGGCAGUAGAAGUGAUGGAUCUGAACUAGAAUUUCUCAUUGCUUUCUUCAUUGUGCUGUAUUAAAUUUGGAUAAUUACAUCAAAUGUUCUUGCUACCAUGUAA
This is a messenger RNA of Panicum virgatum (switchgrass), 815 nucleotides long. RefSeq names its product non-specific lipid transfer protein GPI-anchored 7-like. The coding region runs from base 167 to 577 and encodes 136 amino acids. NCBI's taxonomy places the organism in Eukaryota, Viridiplantae, Streptophyta, Magnoliopsida, Poales, Poaceae. The record is from RefSeq and is a predicted model, not a curated record. The transcript is spliced from 2 exons.